GCGCUGAAGUGCUCUGGAGGCGGCGGCGGGGCUGCUGAGGCUCCGGAGGCGGCUGCGGCGCCAAGAUGAACGCCCCUCCUGCCUUCGAGUCGUUUUUGUUGUUCGAAGGCGAGAAGAAGAUCACCAUUAACAAGGACACCAAGGUACCCAAUGCCUGUUUGUUCACCAUCAACAAAGAAGAUCAUACACUAGGAAACAUUAUUAAAUCACAGCUGUUGAAGGACCCGCAGGUGCUGUUUGCUGGCUACAAAGUUCCUCACCCCUUGGAGCAUAAGAUCAUCAUCCGUGUACAGACCACACCAGACUACAGCCCCCAGGAGGCCUUCACCAAUGCCAUCACAGACCUCAUUAGCGAACUCUCCCUGCUGGAAGAGCGAUUCCGGGUGGCCAUCAAAGACAAGCAAGAAGGAAUUGAAUAGUGGGCUGGAAGCAGUCUUGCUUGGCCAGUUCCUACCCUGCACUGGGCCCUUCUCCAGGCACCAAGUGGAAGAGAGCAGCUUCUUUCAGCCAUGGGCCUCCUUGGAAAUAUCCCAGAGAGCCCUUCACCCCUGACACCAAUGUGUCCUGUACAUAGGUCCUGUUUAAUCUUCCUAAUAAAGUUUGGCAGGAAAAGA
Molecule: messenger RNA, 614 nt
Organism: Miniopterus natalensis
Lineage: Eukaryota; Metazoa; Chordata; Mammalia; Chiroptera; Miniopteridae
Gene: POLR2J
Product: RNA polymerase II subunit J
Biological process (GO): transcription by RNA polymerase II
Cellular component (GO): RNA polymerase II, core complex
Molecular function (GO): protein dimerization activity; DNA binding
Source: RefSeq, a predicted model, not a curated record